GUGACGGGGCUGCUCUCGGCCGGCACGGACCACAAGGACGCGUGGGUGCGGGACAACGUGUACAGCGUCCUGGCCGUGUGGGGGCUGGGCAUGGCCUACCGGAAGAACGCGGACCGGGAUGAGGACAAGGCCAAAGCCUAUGAGCUUGAGCAGAACGUCGUGAAGCUGAUGCGGGGACUCCUGCAGUGCAUGAUGAGACAGGUGGAUAAGGUAGAGAAGUUCAAAUGCACACAGAGUACGAAGGACUGCCUACAUGCCAAGUAUAACUCUGCAACUUGUGCCACAGUAGUUGGGGAUGACCAGUGGGGACAUCUACAAGUGGAUGCAACUUCCCUUUACCUGCUUUUUUUGGCACAGAUGACUGCAUCAGGCUUACGUAUUAUCUUCACCCUUGAUGAAGUUACCUUUAUUCAGAAUCUUGUGUUUUACAUAGAAGCUGCCUACAAAGUUGCUGAUUAUGGGAUUUGGGAACGUGGUGAUAAGACAAACCAGGGCAUCCCUGAACUGAAUGCAAGCUCUGUAGGGAUGGCCAAAGCAGCUUUAGAAGCAAUCGAUGAACUAGAUCUUUUUGGAGCUCAUGGAGGACACAAAUCAGUGAUUCAUGUUCUCCCUGAUGAAGUGGAACAUUGUCAGUCUAUACUAUACUCCAUGUUGCCAAGGGCAUCCACAUCAAAGGAAAUAGACGCUGGCCUUCUCUCUAUUAUUUCUUAUCCGGCUUUUGCAGUGGAGGAUAUAAGCCUCGUUAAUGUAACCAAGAGUGAAAUCAUAUCCAAAUUGCAGGGUCGCUAUGGCUGCUGCCGCUUUCUCAGAGAUGGUUACAAGACACCCAGAGAGGAUCCAAGCAGGCUGCACUAUGAUCCUGCUGAGCUCAAGCUCUUUGAGAAUAUUGAAUGUGAGUGGCCUGUAUUCUGGACAUACUUCCUGAUUGAUGGAGUGUUUAAUGAGGACAAAAUCCAGGUACAGGAGUACAGAGAGGCUCUGGAAGGAAUACUUAUUCGGGAGAAGAACGGGAUAGUGCUAAUGCCAGAGCUGUAUGCAGUCCCUGUGGACAAGGUGGAUGAGGAGUAUGAAAAUCCUCACUCAGUGGAUCGUGUCCCAGUGGGAAAAUUGCCUCAUCUUUGGGGCCAGUCAUUGUAUGUCCUCAGCUGCCUAUUAGCAGAGGGAUUUCUUGCUGCAGGUGAAAUUGAUCCCUUAAACAGGCGAUUUUCCACUGGAUUUAAACCUGAUGUUGUGGUACAAGUAACUGUUUUGGCAGAAUCUAAUCAAAUUAAGAAUCUCUUGCAAGACCAUGGAAUCAAUGUUCAGAGCAUUGCUGAUAUCCAUCCACUCAGAGUGCAGCCAGCUCGCAUCCUGAGUAACCUCUACACCAUGCUAGGUAGGUAUUUGAACAUGGAAGUAUCUGUACAGCUGUGCAAAGUGCUUUUUAAGGAUGAUG
Molecule: messenger RNA, 1435 nt
Organism: Merops nubicus (carmine bee-eater)
Lineage: Eukaryota; Metazoa; Chordata; Aves; Coraciiformes; Meropidae
Product: phosphorylase b kinase regulatory subunit alpha, liver isoform-like
Exons: 13
Biological process (GO): glycogen metabolic process
Cellular component (GO): phosphorylase kinase complex
Molecular function (GO): calmodulin binding
Source: RefSeq, a predicted model, not a curated record